AUGUUUAUUUCCAAUCCAACUGCUCGCAACCAGACUGAAGUCACGCGGUACCUUUACUCCGUGACAUGCCUUGGGCCGACGAGAUGGGUGACUGCGAAGAGACUCUCGCCGCGCUUCUAGAAGUUUCCAGAACCACCGAGGGCCGAGCUGCUCUCUCCGGCGCGCUCGCUGACACGAUCUACCUCCUCCCGUCCUCCCCGUCCCACCUCUUGCUGCUCCGCCUCCGCCUCCUCCGCAACCUCCUCGCCGGCGACGUGCACAACCAGUACGCGUUCGUUGACCUCGGCGGCCCCGCCGUCGUCGCCUCCUCCGUGCUCUCCUUCCUGUCCUUCCCCUCGGUCGCCCCCGGUGUGGCCCGUGCAGCGCUGCAGGCGCUCGGCAACGCCGCGCUCGCCGGGGAUUUCCACCGCGCCGCCGUCUGGGACGCGCUCUUACCCGGGCCGCUGCGGGAGUUCGCGGGGGUGAAGGACCCUGGGGUCCUGGACCCCCUGUGCAUGGUGAUCGACACGUGCUGCGCGGGGGAAGGCGGCCGCGAGAGGCUCGUGGAGGUGCUGUGCCGUGAGGAGAUUGGGCUGCCCAUUCUCGUCGAGGUCGUCACAACUGCAUCUCAAGUGGAGCACAAAGAAGAAUGGAUAGAAUGGCUUCUGCUCAAAGUCUGUGUUGAGGCACAACAGUCUGAGUCCUUGUUUAGAGCCUUAUGUUCAACUAAUGAUGAGUGCAGUGACAGUGGCGAAUAUAAUGCUAAGCAUGCAUUUGUUUUUGGUAUGCUGUCAAAGUGUUUGACCAACCAUCCAAAAGAAGUUACUGUCACUGACAGUUUUGCACUUGAUGUUUUUGAUGUACACAAGCAUGCUGCUGAGACCGUGGAUUUUACUCACCGAGGUAGCUCUCCUCUUCCAACUGGAUGCCCUGCAAUCGAUGUCCUUGGAUACUCGCUACAGCUCCUGAGGGACAUAUGUGCUUGGGUAUCUCCAUCAUCAGAUACUCCAGUUCCUGUUGACUCACUAUUGCAGACUGGCCUUGUAAAGCGCCUUUUGAAAUACCUAGGAGACCUUGAGCCCCCAAGUACAAUCAGAAAAUCAAUGGCAAGAGGACAAGGAGAUAACCGACCAGCUCUUGAAAAUGCAAAAGUCUGCCCAUACAUUGGUUACAGGAGAGAUUUAGUUUCCGUCAUUGCUAAUUGCUUGCAUGGAAGGAAGCGGGUGCAGGAUGAGGUUAGGCAGCUAAAUGGGAUUAUGUUACUACUGCAGCAGUGUGUCGUUGAUGAAGAAAACCCAUAUUUGAGGGAGUGGGGCCUGCUAGCUGUGAAAAAUUUGCUUGAAGGAAAUGAGGUAAAUCAAAAGGAGGUAUCUGAACUUGAGAUGCAAGAACCUGUCAUUACUCCAGAGAUUGCUAACAUAGGCCUAAAGGUCGAGAUAGACAACGAAACAGGACGUCCAAAAUUGGUCAAUACUCCCUGAUACCUGAACUCUUACUGGUCAUGGAUCCUAUAGACACUGAAAGGAGCGCAGUUAUAUUGAUGCUGUGCUGGGGAAUACCGAAUGUUACCUUUUAGUUGAGAAGUCUGCGAUGUUGAGGCUGAGAAUUUGUUCCAGCAUAUAGCAAUGUUUUGUGUAUAAGACAAAUGCUAAUAUUUGUCCACGGUAUCCCCCUGUAGAUCAAUUGAUCAUAAUGGAGAAAACAGAUUUUUGCUA
Molecule: messenger RNA, 1694 nt
Organism: Phragmites australis (common reed)
Lineage: Eukaryota; Viridiplantae; Streptophyta; Magnoliopsida; Poales; Poaceae
Exons: 3
Coding region: 66-1460 (464 amino acids)
Cellular component (GO): cytosol
Source: RefSeq, a predicted model, not a curated record